GACAGCAUUUGCGUAAGAAUCGUUCGAAGCAGCAAGUCACACUGUCAAACCACUUCUAACAGCCUUCGCAUUCGUGCUGAAAUUUCGUAGUUGCGAUAAUUUUCCAAAACAACAACAUGGAAAUUUUAUACAAUAGGACAGUUCCAUUAGGAGAAGGUGGCUAUGGUUCAGUGUUUCCAGGAACCUUUCAAGGCCGAGAAGUGGCAGUCAAAAGAGUACUCCUUAACAUGGCUAACGGUAAUGAAGAGGAAGCUCUAAAUCAGUUAGAUCACCCCAAUAUCGUCAAACUCUUCCAUGUUGAGUGCACCGACGAUUUCAUGCUAUUUGCUUUGGAGCUCUGCACCGCGUCAUUAGAUCAGGUAUUUCUAAGGCCUGAUCAUCCUGAAAAAUACAAAGGGCCUAAAUUGCCAUACCAUUUUGAAGUUUUCUCGCAAUUGGCUUCUGGUCUCGAGUACAUACAUUCCAAGAAUUUAAUUCAUCGAGAUAUAAAGCCCGAAAAUGUACUGAUUUCGGUCGACUCCAGCACUAAUACGCAAGACGUAAAGGUAACAAUGAAAUGGGCUGAUUUUGGUCUGUCCAGGGCCGUGAAUGAGCGAGGGACAUACCCGAUGAAUAGUGGAGUAAAAGGAACAAGAAACUGGUACGCGCCCGAGUUGCUUAGAUUACUUCAGGAAUCUGAAGCAAAAGGGCAACAGCAGCCUAGAGGUACCGUCAAAAGCGAUUUAUUUGCACUAGGCCUCGUCUUCGCUUAUCUUCUGUUAGACGGGCAACACAUUUACGGUUCUAAUGAGAUUGACAUUAUUAACAACAUCUUGGGAGACAAAGCGAUCAACAUGAAGAAAAUAGAUCGAUUGCACUACGCAUAUGAUCUUGUUACCGAAAUGUUAAAAAAUGAAGCUGCUGAUCGAAUAUCUUCAUCAAAUAUUGUUGAGAGACUCAAAUCAGAAAAAGAUAAGCUUGCAGAAAAAGAAAAGGAACUGUUCUUACUGUGUAAAAUAAGAUACCCAGCUACUUCCAUAAUUAUUUCUUCAACAAAUCAAAACGAAAAGUUAAAAAUGUUGAUCCAGCAGGGAGUUGAUGUGAAUAAGAAAGAUAAAGACGGAUACAACGCACUCCAUUUAUUGUGUUGGAAUAAUUCAAGCGAAAGAUUAAUCGACGCAAUCAAAUUAUUAAUCCAACUCGGGAUCGACGUCAAUGAGAAAAACAACAACGGAUACAACGCACUCCAUUUAUUGUGUUGGAAUGAUUCAAACGAAAAAUUAAUCGACGCAAUCAAAUUAUUAAUCCAACUCGGGAUCAACGUCAAUGAGAAAAACAAAGAGGGAGAAAACGCACUCCAUUUAUUGUGUUGGAAUAAUUCAAGCGACAAAAUAAUCGACGUAAUCAAAUUAUUAAUCCAACUCGGGAUCGACGUCAAUGAGAAAAACAACCAAGGAAGAAACGCACUCCAUGUAUUGUGUCGAAAUUAUUAUUCAAGCAAAAGAUUAAUCGACGCAAUCAAAUUAUUAAUCCAACUCGGGAUCGACGUCAAUGAGAAAAACAACGGAAACAACGCACUCCAUUUGUUGUGUUGGAAUAUUUCAAGCGAAAAAAUAAUCGACGCAAUCAAAUUGUUCAUCCAACUCGGGAUCAACGUCAAUGAGAAAAACAAAGACGAAGAAAACGCACUCCAUUUAUUGUGUCGAUUUAAUUCAAGCGAAACAAUAAUCGACGCAAUCAAAUUAUUAAUCCAACUCGGGAUCGACGUCAAUGAGAAAGACAAAGACGGAAACAACGCACUCCAUUUAUUGUGUUUGAAUAAUUCAAGUGAAAGAUUAAUUGACGCAAUCAAAUUAUCAAUCCAACUCGGGAUCGACGUCAAUGAGAAAAACAACUACGGAUGCAACGCACUCCAUUUAUUGUGUCAAUAUAAUUCAAGUGAAAGAUUAAUUGACGCAAUCAAAUUAUUAAUCCAACUCGGGAUCGACGUCAAUGAGAAAGACAAAGACGGAGACAACGCUCUCCAUUUAUUGUGUCGAUUUAAUUAUUCAAGCAAAAGAUUAAUCGACGCAAUCAAAUUAUUAAUCCAACUCGGGAUCGAAGUCAGUGGCAUCGACGUACGUACGAUGUUACGGGAAAAUAAAACUAAACAUCUGAACGAAAUCAUAAAACUCUUCGACGAAGCAUCUCUUACAUAAACAUGUGUGCCUGUUAGCCCUGUAUCAAUCAUGUGACGUGUAUCUUAUAAAGGGAAAUAUAUUAUUUGAACUGCUGACAUUUUCCGAAAAAUAUUUGACGUGAAACAGCUGACAAAGUAAUAGUUGAAAAUAAGUUAUGUUUCAGAAAUUAAAACCCAUUAAAGCUAGUAAUAAGGCGGUGAAUACAUAACAUCCCACGUCGUCGACUGUGAAGGCUCAACGAUUUUAGUUACAGGUUAUUUGACGCCGAAACAUUGUCACAGUUCAUCAGCGGCAACAAGAAACGUUAAAAUGGGAGAACAAAACUGGGGAAAAGUAUUGCCUCUUGAAAUGUUUCACGAUUAUGAGUUAUGGUGACCGAUUAUUGCUGAUACCAUCGCAAGACACGUUUCAUCACUCAAUUAAAACUUUGAUUUUCCUUUAUUUUCUGUCUGCUAUGGUAAAAGAAUUAGAUGAUUUUUCUCAAGGCAGUACACAGAAGAAACUGUCAAAUAUUUGGUGGUGUUAGCGGGAAAUCUUUUCUCAAAAGAGGCUGACUACCAAAAUAUUUUGGCUCCAUUUCAAAGCAUCAUGCACGUCAAUCUUCAUUUCAGCUGUGCAAGGCCAUCCUUCAAAACAUCACUUAAAGAUUAUAUGAAUUGAUUUACUCUUAGAAAUUGCUCAAUCAAAGUUCAGAAAAUAAAAUGCAUCAACAUUUUGUUGAUUAUGCUUUGUACUCAAUAUUGAAACUUACAGUCAACUUUGGAUUCGAACUUGCCUUCUCCUCGCUAGCU
Molecule: messenger RNA, 2950 nt
Organism: Daphnia pulex (common water flea)
Lineage: Eukaryota; Metazoa; Arthropoda; Branchiopoda; Diplostraca; Daphniidae
Product: calcium-dependent protein kinase 3-like
Exons: 4
Coding region: 117-2177 (686 amino acids)
Biological process (GO): IRE1-mediated unfolded protein response; intrinsic apoptotic signaling pathway in response to endoplasmic reticulum stress; protein phosphorylation
Cellular component (GO): IRE1-TRAF2-ASK1 complex
Molecular function (GO): ATP binding; protein serine/threonine kinase activity; RNA endonuclease activity
Source: RefSeq, a predicted model, not a curated record